Messenger RNA from Rhodotorula graminis WP1, 1047 nucleotides. RefSeq lists its product as uncharacterized. NCBI's taxonomy places the organism in Eukaryota, Fungi, Basidiomycota, Microbotryomycetes, Sporidiobolales, Sporidiobolaceae. The record is from RefSeq and is a predicted model, not a curated record. The coding region runs from base 1 to 1047 and encodes 348 amino acids. The transcript has 6 exons.
AUGACCAUCCGCUGGAUCGACGACGCCGACGCAGCCUGGUCGUUUGGAGCCGGCUGGGCGCAGUUCCGCAACGCUACUCCUGUCAGCCCUGGCCAAGAUUGGUUCGACGGGACGUUCUCGAGUUGCGACCUCGCUCGCGGCGCGACCAACUGUACGGCGCAGUUCACCUUCUACGGUUCCGCCGUCAACGUGUACGGCGACUACUGGGCCACGCAGGGCCGCUUCUUCUGCUAUGUCGACGCGGCCGAGCUGCACUGGUAUGACGCGUCAAGGGCGCUCGAGGCGACCGCCGGCUCGGUCAACGUCUCGCGCUGCGCCGUCACGGGCCUGUCGCUCGGGAACCACGUCCUGACGAUUGGCCAGACCGGCGCCGACGCCAACAACGCCGGCAUCAAGGUCGAUUUCGCAGUGUCGGACGACGCGCUCAUGUCGGCAGAGACGCUGCGGUGGAGCAGCGGGUUCGUCGACGCCGCGCCCGGCUCGCUCGGCGUCACUGCCAACGCCUCGUCCUCCUCGGCGCCGGCGGCGUCGAGCACCUUGAGCACGUCUGCCUCGUCAACCUUGAGCUCGUCGGCUCAGUUCGGCGGGAGCAGCUCGUCGACCACGUCAUCCUCGUCGCUCCCUUCUGCCGACCCGACCGGCGCCUCGAGCGGCGGCGGUACUAGCAGCGCAUCUACAGUCGGCGUCGGCGUCGGUGUCGGCGUGGGCGUCGGUGCCGCCGCACUUGUUGCCCUCGGCGGCCUCCUCAUGUACCGUCGACGCCGCCGCGCUCACAGCGAGUACGGCACGUCGUACGCGCCGUCGAUCAUGACGUCUGCCGGCACUCCUGGGCCCUCGAUGCAGCCCGGACGCAGCCCCGUCGAUGGCCAGAGCGCCUUUGUCCCGCACAGCGAGCGCGCCAUGUCGACCUACGGCAGCUAUCCCGAGGUCCAGGACGACUCGGCCAAGCCGUACGCCGCACUCUCGUCCAGCUCUCCCUCCGACAACGCCGCCUAUGCCCUCUCGCCGACGCUCGACAGCCCUCAGUCGUUCCGGCCUCGCACGUAG